Messenger RNA from Nylanderia fulva, 469 nucleotides. RefSeq names its product migration and invasion enhancer 1-like. Gene Ontology annotation, biological process: negative regulation of apoptotic process; positive regulation of filopodium assembly. The record is from RefSeq and is a predicted model, not a curated record. Lineage: Eukaryota; Metazoa; Arthropoda; Insecta; Hymenoptera; Formicidae. Gene Ontology annotation, cellular component: cytosol.
UUUUCCCUCUUCUUCCCUAAUCUUACCAACAUUGACAGUUGCGCUAUCUGUGUAUUUUAUAUAAUUUUUAGCGGCCAAACGAACAAUAAACUAUUUACGCGAAUUAAAAAUACAACGAUUGUUUGUAACGUAAAAUAUGAUAAAAUGACGGAAGAAGCAGACGUAAAAGUUGACGUUGAAUAUUGUGGCUCGUGUGGACACAAGAAACAAUUUCUAGAACUGGCAGAGGAAAUAAAAAAAAAUGUUCCCAAUGUUACUGUGGCUGGUGCAGCGGGAAGGCAAGCAUCUUUUGAAGUGCAAGUCAAUGAUGAGCUGGUAUAUUCAAAGCUUCAAACGCUAGCCUUUCCUGACUUUGUCGCAGUUGCAGACAUGAUCAAAGAUGUAUCGGCAGGUAAACCAGUGAGAAAAAUUGAUCAACAACAGGCUGCGGACUGUGUAUUAUUAUGAAAAUACAUUUAUAAUAAGUACA